AGAUACAAUGUCCAUGUAUAAUUUUGUUACUAUUACAAGAGCAAGUCGUGAUGUAAUUCAUAAUGAAGCUAGCGGGUCUCGUGCUUUUAAACAACCUGGGAUUGAGGUCAAUUUAGAUGAUUUGCCCACAGACCCUGGAUUACGUCCAAAAAUUUGUAGUUAUCAUCCAAAUGAUCAAGAUAAAGUGAGAAGGUUUUAUUUACAAAAAGGGCCUUGUCAGCCGCGCACUCAUAAGUUUCCUCAACGAAUAAUUGGUACUAAGUCCAGAAGAUUUUGCCCGUCUUGGUUUAAUGAAUUUGAAAGUUGGUUAGAAUAUAGCAUAGAUAAGGAUGAUGCAUAUUGUUUGUAUUGUUAUCUAUUCAGAGCUGACUUUGGAAAACAGUCCGGUGGAGAUGCAUUUGUUACCACAGGAUUUUCUAAUUGGAGUGUUAAAGGUAGACUUCAGAAUCAUGUUGGAGGGCCAAACAGUGCACAUGAUAUUGCUUAUAGAAGGGGUGAAGAUUUGAUGAAACAAACCCAACAUAUUGAUGUUGCCAUUCUCAAACAAUCCGAUCAAGUUCGUGAAGUAUAUCGGCGUCGAUUAUCUGCUUCACUUACUUGCAUUCGCUUCCUUCUGAAACAAGGGUUACCUUUUCGUGGCCAUGAUGAAUCUGAUGCAUCUUCUAAUCAAGGUAACUUUCUUGAACUUCUAAAGGUUCUUGCGGCUUGUAAUGAAGAUAUAAAAAAAUGUGUUUUACAAAACGCUCCCGAUAAUCAUCGCUUAACUGCCCCUAAGAUUCAAAAAGACAUUGUUCAUGCUGCUGCUACAGAGACCAUCAAAGCAAUUAUAAAUGACCUUGGCAAUGAAUAUUUUUCUAUUAUUGUUGAUGAGUCUCGAGAUGUAUCCAUCAAGGAAGAAAUGGCCAUUGAUUUACGUUAUGUUGACAAAAAUGGAAGCAUUGUUGAGCAUUUUAUAGGGGUUGUUCAUGUUAAGGAUACAAGUGCUUUGACUUUGAAGAAGGGGAUUGAUCUAGUAUUUAGUAAGUAUGGAUUAAGUGCAUCAAGGAUACGAGGCCAAGGUUAUGAUGGAGCUAGCAAUAUGCAAGGUGAAUUUAAUGGGCUUAAGAGUUUAAUUUUGAAAGAAAAUCCAUCUGCUUUCUGUAUUCAUUGCUUUGCUCAUCAGUUGCAACUGACUCUUGUUUAUGUUGCAAAAACACAUGAUCAUGUUGCUUUGUUUUUUGGUUUAAUUUCUACACUUAUCAAUAUUGUUGGGGGGUCGUGCAAGCGAUACGACUUGCUUCGUGAAACACAUGCAGCUAGAGUUAAAGAAGGAAUUGAAAAAGGUGAAAUUCAGACUGGGCGAGGCAUGAAUCAAGGAAUUGGUUUGAAACGAAGUGGUGAAACUCGCUGGGGUUCACACUAUGGCAGCUUGAUUAGUUUAGUUCAAAUGUAUUCCUCGAUGAUUGAUGUUCUUGAAGUUAUCAAAGAAGAUGGGGUGACUUCAGAUCAAAAGGGUGAGGCUAUGCGACAUUUAGACUCUAUACAAACUUUUGAUUUUGCAUUCUUUUUGCAUUUGAUGAAGACCGUCUUGGGAAUUACAAAUGAACUAUCUCAAGCAUUGCAAAGAAAGGAUCAAGAUAUCCUUAAUGCGAUGCAGUUGGUAUCUAUUGCGAAGGGGCGCUUGCAAGAUAUGAGGGAUAAUGGAUGGGAUCCAUUAUUGGAGGAAGUGUCUGCAUUUUGUAGAGUUCAUGAUCUCGACAUUCCUAAUAUGGAAGAUAAAUUUAUACCAAAAGGCAGGUCACGGCGCAAAGCUAAGGAUAUAAAAUAUUGGGAGCAUUAUCAGUAUGACUUAUUUUAUACAAUUGUGGAUAUGCAGCUUCAAGAACUUAAUUAUCGUUUUAGUGAGUCCAACACUAAGCUGCUUCUUUGUUUGAGCAGCUUGAGUCCAGACAAGUCCUUUGAAGCAUUUGACAAGCUCAAGUUGAUUGAGUUUGCUACAUUUUAUCCAAGUGAUUUCUCAAAUUUGGAGCUGGUAGUUCUUGAAAAUCAGUUGGAGACUUAUAUUAUUGAUAUGCAUAGUAAUGAUGAAUUUUCAGACUUGAAAGGAAUUGCUUGCCUUGCGGAGAUGUUGGUGAAGACGGGAAAACAUCGUGUUUAUCAGUUAGUUUAUUUACUUCUAAAGUUGGCAUUGACAUUACCUGUUGCUACCGCCAAGGUUGAAAGAGCCUUUUCAGCUAUGAAAAUUGUGAAGACCGAGUUGCGAAAUCGGAUGGGAGAUGAGUGGAUGAAUGACUGUUUAGUUCCUUAUAUAGAAAGUGAUGUGUUUGAUAGCAUUGAUGAUGAGUUAAUUAUUCAGCACUUUCAAAAUAUGCAAGCACGCCGAGGACAACUAUAAAAGGUACUAGCAUGGACCCAAACGCCCUCUUUGCCCUCUUUGCAUCUGAUCUACCGGAGGCUCGCCAGGCACUUCGGCAUUCCCCUUGAACAAUUUGAUCCGGCGGUGUACGGUCUCCCCCUACAGCCGGAUGUGAGAUUUCCCCUUCCUCCGGGCGAGGAGAGAUCGGUAAUUGAGGAUAGCAUGAUGAUGGGGGGGUCUGAGGAUGAAGAAGAGGCCGGAGGGGAUGUCUCCUCGAAGCCUGCCGAGGGGGGUGCUGCUGGAGCUGAUGAUAAUCCUGUUGUUGUAUAAUUCCGAACAUAUCUUUUGUAAUGAAUAUGUACAAUAUUUCGGCUUCGGCCUUUAUGUAUAACAAUCUGCCUUUUAUUUUUGUGAAUUGAUGAAUGGAUUCCUUCGGGCCUUUUGUAUAUAAUUUGUUUUUCC
Cuscuta europaea is the source of this 2797-nucleotide messenger RNA. The record is from the annotation of a GenBank genome assembly. NCBI's taxonomy places the organism in Eukaryota, Viridiplantae, Streptophyta, Magnoliopsida, Solanales, Convolvulaceae.